Thalassophryne amazonica is the source of this 1076-nucleotide messenger RNA. RefSeq names its product V-set and transmembrane domain containing 4b (gene vstm4b). The record is from RefSeq and is a predicted model, not a curated record. NCBI's taxonomy places the organism in Eukaryota, Metazoa, Chordata, Actinopteri, Batrachoidiformes, Batrachoididae. The coding region runs from base 68 to 1039 and encodes 323 amino acids. The transcript has 8 exons.
UUCAUAUUACAGUGAAAAAGGAGUCGGUGCUGCUUUGUGGAGUUUAUGGAGGCUGCAGCCACAGAAAAUGAAGAUCUCCUCUGUGGUCUUCGCUCUGAUGACUCCAGCUCUCUUCACUGAUUUGUGUUGGGCCAUCAAUGUCACCAUCACACCUUCCCCAUUCAUGGUUGCUCAGGAGGGUCAAAAUAUCACGCUCACCUGUGUCGUGUCCCAGCGGCGCCGCAACAGUGCCUUACCAGUUGUGAAAUGGACCUUCCUACCACAUGGAACAGCUCGGCUGGAAGAUGAAGUCCUCCUGGCCCGUGUCAACAUGAGGAAAGCCCGUUUCUAUGGGAACUACACCAAGAGUUUCCCAUGGCCAAAAAUAAAGCUGAUGGUGGUGAAGCAGGGGAAGAUAUUUGACUUAUUGAUCCUGAAUGUAUCUGAGGGGGACCGGGGUCUCUAUAUGUGCCGAGUACAGGAGUUUAAAAAACAGCAGGAGCACUGGAAAGCCUCGUCCAACUGCACCGCCGCUACGGAGCUCAGAGUUCACAUCCAACCAGCCAGCAAGGCCAAGGAAAGCCUGUGGAGCCUGUUUGAAGAUGUGUACCUGUGUGCUGUCCUCAUCUGUUCAGUGGGUCUGCUGUGCAUGAGCAUGUUCACGGUGACGGUAACCUGCCAGUACACUCAGAAAAAGCAGAGGCUAAAAGAUAAUUACCACUUGGUCAAAAGCACUCAGAUCAGUUCAGGAGAAACUGUCACUAGCGUGGUCAGCAUGUCUUCUGCCCUGCCCAAGAAGGAGAGGAGGUACAGGAAGAAAAGGAGCAGAGACAACCAGGAGGAGAUGCCACCCGAGAUACCAGCAAAAGCUCCCAUCGGAGACAAAACACGGAAACCAAAACUUUUAAAACCACAACCAAGGAAAAUCAUGCUGCCAAAAAUCGUGGAGGAAAAUCUGACCUACGCAGAGUUGGAUCUGGUGAAGCCACUACCUGACGCAAAGGCAUCACGCACCGGUACCGUCUAUGCUCAGAUCAUUUUUGAGGAGCAGCAGCUUUGAGAGAAACCUUUACACCACUAAUAACUGUACCUUAUGU